GAGGGAUGACGCGGAAGGGUACGGCCCGGACUGGCGCACGCUCGUGCUGCAGGACCGGUGCGAGUGGGAGCCCACGAACGUGGGGCUGUUUCCGAAGACGACGGCGCUCGUGAAAGGUGCGACUGGUUCCCAUACGACGGCGUUGGCGUGGUGAACGCCGUUCCUUAAGGACUUCGCCCGGCGUCUCUCGAGAUCGCGGAGAUCGCCGAGGAGAUCGAUCGUCGCCCGUCGCUCGUUUCCGAAUGAAUACUCACCACACGAUACGCCACGUCAUCGAAUCUGAUCUCACAAACUGACCAAUCGAAUCGAAUUGAAUUGAAUUGAAUUGAAUCGAAUCGCAGCCGCGAACGCGCCGAGCGUCGAGGUGUUCUUCGCGAAGCAAGCGCCCAAGACUGGGAUCAAGCCGCACACGGACUUCACCAACUUCAUAAUGACCGCGCACCUGGGUCUGGACUGCCCGCCGCCGCCGCUGUCGUGGAUGAAAGUCGGCGAGGAGACGAAGCACUGGGAGGACGGCGUCGGCAUGGCCGCGGACACGAGCUUUAUCCACUCGACGUACAACGACUCGGAGGACCGAGACAGGUUCGUGCUCAUCGUUCGGUUCUGGCACCCGGAGCUGACGGCGCACGAGCGCGACGGCGUGCGGUUUCUGUUCGACGCGUUCGAGGACUUGUCCCCCGCGGGGUUGGCCGCGGCGGCGGGGAAAGCGAGGGCGCGCGUCGCAUCGCGCGAGAGUGCGGAUGAACACGGCAGGAGCGGCUCGGGGGCGGACGAGGCGGACGCGGCGGCGGCGUUUAAGAGCGCGGUGUCCGCGAAAGUGAGCGCACCCCAGAGCGGCGAGGAGGAGGAGGAGAACGGAACGCGAGGAGGAGGAGGGCGGAGGAAGAAGGGCCGGAAGAAGAAAGCGAAGGGCGGCGGCGGGAAAGGGCUCGGGCUCCUCGCGAAAGGGAUGAAGUGAAACGCCUAUCGCGCGGAAAUAAAUACCUCCCCUUUAUUACCUC
Molecule: messenger RNA, 1001 nt
Organism: Micromonas pusilla CCMP1545
Lineage: Eukaryota; Viridiplantae; Chlorophyta; Mamiellophyceae; Mamiellales; Mamiellaceae
Exons: 2
Coding region: 431-958 (175 amino acids)
Cellular component (GO): membrane
Source: RefSeq, a predicted model, not a curated record